Exaiptasia diaphana is the source of this 2326-nucleotide messenger RNA. RefSeq names its product neuronal acetylcholine receptor subunit alpha-9. The coding region runs from base 466 to 2013 and encodes 515 amino acids. Gene Ontology annotation, biological process: regulation of membrane potential; chemical synaptic transmission; nervous system process. Gene Ontology annotation, cellular component: postsynaptic membrane; synapse; neuron projection. The record is from RefSeq and is a predicted model, not a curated record. Gene Ontology annotation, molecular function: transmembrane signaling receptor activity; acetylcholine-gated monoatomic cation-selective channel activity. Lineage: Eukaryota; Metazoa; Cnidaria; Anthozoa; Actiniaria; Aiptasiidae. The transcript has 8 exons.
CUGUAAAAAUUCGUAAAUUAUUUAAAAUAGAUGGCGAAAACUGAUCAAUUGCCUUGCACACCAGGAUUCCAUAGUGAGAUGAAAAACUCCUGCCAGCAUACAAUGAUUAUUAAGUUAGUGUUCCUGAAAUACUGCUGAUUUUGACUGUAAACAUCACCAUGAUUUGAACCAAUGAUUGACUUGAAGCUCUUGAUGCAAACCAAAUGCAAGUAAUGUCCGUGAGGUCAUCUUGUCGGAUUCGAUACCACAGGAAAAUCAUCGUGUUUAUUGGGACUAACAGUGGUGGCGAUAUUAUGCUAUACAUUUGAUUCAUUUUCAUCAAGGAGAAGCCGCAGUAAUUGUUGCGCAAAGUGAGUUGUGUUACUAGAAAGYCUUAACUGCUGGUCGUCUGCCGCGAGUUGAAAGUCGAGUUCUUGUUCACAAAAAGCUUGAAGUACUUGUGAGACAAGGAUCAGCCAGCCUAAGAUGGUCUACASCAGGAUAUGGCUAUUAUUGUCACUUAUCAUAUACGGCAGUGAAGCCAGCAAAAGUGAGCGUGCAUUGAUCAAGAAACUAUUCGAUGAUUAUGACAAAGAAGUGAGACCAGUUAUCAACGACUCAGAUGCCGUGACGGUUGUCCUGGGAAUGACACUCAACCAGAUUAUUGACGUGGACGAAAAGAAUCAAAUACUUACAACUAGUGCGUGGGUGAGACAGACAUGGUUCAACCCUUAUCUCGCCUGGAAUACGACGCACUUUGGUGGUUUAAAGACCAUCAAUGUUUCGCCGAAGAAAGUCUGGUUACCUGAUAUUGUUCUUUAUGAUAACGCCGACGACGACCUAUCAUUCAGCGGUAAUCUUGAUCGACUCAACACUCGUGUUCAAUUGCAUUACACCGGCCGUAACCAAUGGCUGGCACCCGUSACGUUYAAGAGUAAUUGUCCAAUCAACGUCAAGGAUUUCCCAUUCGAUACGCAGAAGUGUCAGAUGAAGUUCGGUUCCUGGACUUACGAUGGUCUUAGAGUCGAUCUUGUUAACGAGAGUAGCUUUGCUGACCUUGGUAAGUUCCUACCCAGUGCCGAAUGGGAACUAGUAUCAGUCCCAGCCCAGCGAAAUGUGUUAAAAUAUUUUUGYUGCGAGGAACCUUACCCGGAUGUGACGUUUACAUUCAUCAUAAGUCGACGGUCUCUGUUCUAUAUGAUGAACCUUAUACUACCGCUGGUCACAAUCACCGUGUUGGUAAACGUAUCGUUUGUUCUACCGGCUGAAUCAGGUGAACGGAUAUCUUUAUCCAUCACAAUUCUACUAGCMAUGACAGUGUUUAUGUUGGUUGUAGCGGAGACRAUUCCCCCAACAUCAGACGCUAUACCCCUCAUAGCGAAGUUCUACAUGGCUGGUAUGAUAGAGAUGGCUGUUGCCUUAAUAUGGACGUGUUAUAUAUUAAAAUACUAUCAUUCAGACUGCAUGGAAAUGCCUAGUUGGGUGCGAAAGUAUAUUCUCGGUUACCUAGGAAAUUUUUUCGGUAUUCGCAUGGAGAAUUUGAAGCGSUUUUCCGAGCAUUCGAACAUACGGCGUAAUAAUCCAGGCGGCMCAGGGAUACAYGAUGACAUGGUAUUCCACACGGAUUCAUCGAUGAGCAGCAGAAAUCCUAUGUGCAGAAAAAACAAUUACAAGAGUAAAUUACUCAAGAAAGAACAUGACGAUGUGGAUGASGUGGAUGAYCCUUAUGAUCGAGCACGAAAUGGUUACCUMCCAACACCACUGCAGCCCUUGCAUCAUUUAUCWACGAAUAAUUUGAACUCAUUACCCAUUGACUCUUCCAAUAGACCAGUUUUUGACUUGGGGGAGAAGAUCCUGGAAAAGGUGGAGACACUGGUGGAGAACUCGGUUGUUGAUGAUAGAGUGAACAUUCACAAGGAAGAAUGGCGAAUCGCUGCRAUGGUGAUGGAUAAGGUGUCUCUCUGGGUGUUCAGUAUCACUGUUCUGAUUACUAUAUUAGCGACGUUCUUGCAGGCUCCUGCCUAUGUACCGUAAAGAGAAGAAUAUAGUCGAUGUACACUCCACAGCUGACGAUGUUGAUCAAGAUCGAGAUUUCCAGAAAUGCAUGGUUAAACUCAAUGAAUGGACCUUGAAUAAACGAAGGAAACAAUUUCGGAUUAAGACGACGCCUCCAUUAUACAACAUGUGCUGUCUUUAGCACUAAAUCGGAGAUAGUGUAGCAAUGACUCCAAGGACCUUAUAUUUGACGACCUUUGCGCAGAGUCUUACGCAGAGKMUACGUAAAKGAAGGCGGGGCUUACGUAAAAACCACCGCAUAUGAACAAAAGUAACGAUAAGCUGAAAUUUU